AUGGAGACGGGGUUGGGAGAUGUCUAUGAAGAGCCAAGUGCGGUUGACGACGGCGAGCCGUCUCAGGCGUCCAAUGGGCGAGAUUCUGGCAUCGCCCCCGGUGGUCUAGCAGCCCUUAUGGAUCGAGUGGAUGCACAACCAAGCGUGGACCAAAGCUUUCCGGACGUCGAUCCAAACAUCUAUGGCGGCGAAGGCAUGGGGGGUGGGGGGCCUGUGUCGAGUGACGACGUGUAUGACGGCGGAGAGGAGCAAUACGGUGGUGUAGAAUCGAACUCCGAACAGCGUCGACAGCAUCUCGAGCCGCCAAUUAAGUCAGACAGCCGUAGCAGCGCUGAAGCAUUGCGCGGGCUGCUGGACGUAAUCCUUCUAGAGGACGAGGGCAACGGUUUCGACGUGAGUGGACUGGAACGUGUCAACGCUGCGCACUUCAACAACUGCAUGCGGCAAUACCUUCCUCUUCUACGGGUUCUCGAGCGAAAUGUCCCGUCAACACAAGAAGGGAAGAGCUCUGCGGUGGUGUAUGACGUACCUGUGAACCUGCUUCUCGCUCGCGACAUGAAGCUGGUCUCGGACACGGAACUCUCAGAAACCUACGCGGCGGGAAAAAUUUUGCGCGGAGAGGAGGCCGCCGCCAACUCGUUGACGAGCGACCAUGUCAAUUGUACCCCGACCAAGCUGGUCGACAACGUGAGGGAGUCCAACAUGAACGGUACGCUGUCGAGAACGUCCCGAUUCAUGGGGAUUGAUGGCACACAAAGCAGCGUUUGUGGGAGAAAAGUAGGGUUUCGGCCAGUAGCGGAGGUGCGAAAUGUGGGACAGGCGGAGAUGCGAGGAAGACUUGUGCGAGUCUGGGAAGACUGUACUGCUNGGCAAAACGGCGCCGUUCCGAGGAGGACUCGACGCAGAAGUACGAGGUGA
Messenger RNA from Ectocarpus sp. CCAP 1310/34, 918 nucleotides. The record is from the annotation of a GenBank genome assembly. Lineage: Eukaryota; Phaeophyceae; Ectocarpales; Ectocarpaceae.